CCGACCUGCGAUAAAACUCUAUAAUGUGGUCGGGCGUGCGCCCACGGGGUGUGCGUAGAUUGUGUACUUAGUACGCGCGAGUGGUGGGAGGUGGGUGACAGCAUGCGGGUGUACUGCAUGGUGUUGGCGGCGCUGACGCUGCGCUCGGCGGCCGAAACUGCGCCGCGCCGGUACGCAGCGGAGUGGCGCGGAGCGCGCGACCGCGAGCUAGCGCACGCGCGGCCCCUGCACGACCUCUUCGACCCCGAGCCUGAGUCGGCGGCGCUAGCGCCCGCGCCGGUGCCAGCGCCGGCGCACCAGGUCCCACCAUCUCUACCCGCUGGCGCUCUCCACAAAGAACGACGACGCAACCGAGCCUGGUCUAAACGUGCUCCGCGCCUCCCUUCGGAGAUCGCGAAUCAGAUGAUGCUACGAGCUUCGCGAUCCAGUCGACCUUAUGAUGUACCCCAAAUUGAAUGCCCUCCGGCCGCAGACGGUAUGGAGCGCUUCGCGUGCCCCACACCGGACCGGCAAGGUCGCUAUCGCUGCAUCGACGAUCAUGUCCUCUGUGACGGCUUCAUCGACUGCCCCAACGGCGAGGACGAGGAUCGACAGGCCUGCAUGUUCUACAAGACGACCAAGGCGCACCUGGACGUGCUCGCGGACGCGCUGCUGCGGUGGGCGCGCGGCCGCUAAGCCCCCUCCCAGACCCUGACCCAGUGCUCCACACCCCACCACAUCUCCGACCUCAUCAUUAUAACCCUCGAUUGAACAGCCAGUGUGCUCUUAUGAAUAGCGAACGCUGCGGUUUAUUUUCUGAAGUUCCGGACGCGACCAGCUGAUUACUCGUAGACGAGUUGAAAUGAACGUAAUGAAACAUAUCAAGUAGUGGUUCAGCCUAUGCCAAAAAAAUGACCACUUAAAGUGUAGUGUGUAAGGAUUCCGAGCGUGAACGGAUAAGACGAUUCUGUAGGAGAUGCGCGACAGUGCGUCGGUAGGAACGAGGAAGUGUUGCUCUGGUUUCGUCCCAAGUAAAGUAACCUCUCCGCAGCAAUUUUACUUUCCCAUCGAUAUUUCGUACUUUCUAGCAUUUAUUAAACUAAAAUGUGAGACUGGUAGUCGACAUUGUUAGUCGGUAGAUCGUUAUAUUAUUAAAUAUAGAAUAGUUCUUCAUCUAACGAAACAUCGUUUGUCGAUUUAUUGAUGUAUUUACCUUUUUACUCUGUUAUUAGUUACAGCAUUCCACACUUUUUGAUGGUUGUAAUAUAGAUAAAAAGCUCUAAAAUGUAUAUAAUACGAAUACUAUAAAUGAUUUGUGUAUUUAAUUGGUUUACUCUCGCGGCCUACACGAAACGAAGGAAGCUUGUCUGAGCCGCUAGUUGCGCCUCGCGGCUCGCGACAGCUCUGCACAUUCCAAAUUUUGUCAAAACGCUUUUGAUAUAGGUAAUAAUGUCUCAGCAAACUUAAAUAAACUUCAUCUCGAAUAAGACAGCUACUGUAUAUUGGUAUGUAAAACAUUAGUUAUUAAGAUGGUGUUUUAUUCAUUACAUUAUUUUUAAGUACGAGUACACAUAAAUUAUCCAAGUCACUAAGUUAUAAGUUAUAACUUAUUUUAUUCUGUAUAUAAUAUUCCAUUCCAUGUUGUUAACUUUAUUUGGCUUACUUAAGUUUACAACAUAAGUAGCACAACGUUUUCGACUGAAUAUUUAUCUUAUCUGAUUAAUUUUAUAGUUACUUAAUUACAGGUGUUAAGAUUAUUUCAUAACAGUGAUCAACACCAUCUAGUCAAAUGAGUUCCUAAACGAAAACAUGUUACAUAGUUUUAUUAUAGACGCAUUGUCUAUAAUUUCCUUUGAAUUUAUUGCCCAAAACUAGUCAAUACCUACAAUUCUACAAGGUUUUUCAAUGCUUGAUUGAUGCUUCCAUUGUUGAAUUCGUUGUCACAAGAGAUUUGGAAAUUCAAUUCCGAUGUAAAUUAAGUUUCUUGCGAAGACCUUUUCUUCCAAUAGGUAAUGAUCUAAUGAUAGAAAGAAAGCAUUCAUUUUCCUUUUGGGAUUCCUUUA
Messenger RNA from Cydia splendana, 2042 nucleotides. RefSeq lists its product as uncharacterized. The record is from RefSeq and is a predicted model, not a curated record. The coding region runs from base 103 to 675 and encodes 190 amino acids. NCBI's taxonomy places the organism in Eukaryota, Metazoa, Arthropoda, Insecta, Lepidoptera, Tortricidae. Gene Ontology annotation, cellular component: terminal bouton. The transcript is spliced from 3 exons. Gene Ontology annotation, molecular function: protein binding; transmembrane receptor protein tyrosine kinase activator activity. Gene Ontology annotation, biological process: positive regulation of MAPK cascade.